Onthophagus taurus is the source of this 1065-nucleotide messenger RNA. It is a transcript of the gene Mip, whose product is annotated as Myoinhibiting peptide precursor. The record is from RefSeq and is a predicted model, not a curated record. Lineage: Eukaryota; Metazoa; Arthropoda; Insecta; Coleoptera; Scarabaeidae.
CUCGCAGAACGCUCGCACUUCCUGCAGAGAUAACAUCCGGAGGAGUGAACCAACAUCAGUGAAUCUUCCCCAUAGCGUCAAAUCUUUCGUAACAUAGUAGAGAAGCUACAAGUUUAUUUUUUUUGUGGUUUAAACAAAAAAAAGUAUAUUGAUUUUGGAAAGUGGAUUUGGGGGAGACGAACCGAUUGUAAGAAGUAAACUAGUAUCGAAAUGAAACAGACGCCCGUUUCCAGUAACACAACCAUGCUUUGGAUUGCGUUUUUGAUCUGUUACUUACAAGUUUGUAACUGCGUUCCGGUUGGAAUCGCUCAGAAUUUCGCUAAUCCAUUUCUAGGAAACUAUCAACAAGGACUUUCUGACAUCGACAUCCCCGGACAUUGGCAAAAUAGUCAAUCAUCUUCAGCAACUAAACGAGCUUGGCAAAAUUUACAAGCAGGUUGGGGAAAACGUUUAUCACCAAACGCUUUACAAAACUUACAGAAUUUAGUUUUGCGAUCAUCAAUUGCUGAUUCAAUGGCCGAUUACGGUGAUUAUUCAUUGGACCAAGACAUCUUUGAUUGGGGAAAUGAGAAGAGAUCGUGGAAAUCGCUCAACGGUGGUGGAUGGGGUAAAAGAUCCGACUGGGGUAACUUCAGAGGUUCGUGGGGAAAACGUGACCCGGCGUGGACUAACUUGAAAGGUAUUUGGGGCAAGCGCGAUAAUUAGAUUAUUGAAAUUAUAGGAAAUUAAAUGAUGCGCAGUACACAAUAACAAAAAAAUACAUUCCUUUUUUGUUUAUUUUAAGUAGAAAUAAUAAAGAUUAAUCCCAUUCAUCUGCUGUACUGUUUUCUGUGUCUAGGAUUAUAAUAAACGAGAAAAAACAUCAGAAAUAAAAAAACUUCAUUGGGGGUAGUUUGGACAACGAUAAUAAGAAGACAAAAAGUACCUUGGGGCACAUCACUAUUUCGAAAAGAUAUCUACCCGUUUUAUCAAUAUUACACAAAAAAUACCUACUAUUGUAAUUUAAAAAAAAUAAUAAUAAACAUAAAAUGUAAUAAGUGAAAAAUAAUAAAUGUAUUACAACUG